Messenger RNA from Owenia fusiformis, 2463 nucleotides. NCBI's taxonomy places the organism in Eukaryota, Metazoa, Annelida, Polychaeta, Sabellida, Oweniidae. The record is from the annotation of a GenBank genome assembly.
GGCCGAACUCACUCCACAAGUCCCCAAAAUUCUGGAAACGUUUGUGUUACUUAAAAUGAAAGAGUUUGUCUUGAUAUUAUUAUGCUGUAGCUUUCCAAUCAUAGUAGGAUAUACACUCGGGCCAGAACUUAUAAAAAAUGGAGAUUUUGAGAAUGCAAUUAAUGGUGAAUGGUACGCCAGGGGCUGCAAGAUUGCGAGGGUGAAUUCUGGGGCUCACAAGGAUAGCUGGUGUGGAAGCGUCAGUGGAAGAAGCGCAAGAUGGGGAGCAAUGCUUCAGAAUGUGCAGUUGGAGAAGGGACGAUACUACUACCUUAGGGCAGCCAUCAAAUACACCAAUACCAGAGAGGAAGUCCUCUGGGACAGCGUUCAAGCCAUGCUGACCAUUAAUCUGCGCAGAAGUGGAACGGUCCGUAGGGUGUUUGGAGUUCUACCUCAGAUGAGAGAAGAGUUAGGUUGGCAACUUAUUGGAGGAGAUGUCCUCAUUCCAAAUGAAGAUAUAGCUUCUGCCUACAUCUUCCUCCAACCUGUCCAUGCGAGUAUAAACUACAACAUCGACAGUGUUUCUAUGCGUGAAAUCAUUGAGGACCCACAGCAUGAGACGAAUAUAAAUAUGCAAAUCAGCACCAUGAGAAAAGGAGGUGUUGAGUUGAACCUAGCUCUAUCAUCGUCCAUUAACCCCUCAGACAUCGAAGUGGAGGUAUCGCAGAAAAGUCGACCAUUUGCUUUUGGAAGUGCAGUCCAAGCAAUGAGAAUAAACAGCUCUCAACUAGCAAACAAACCCUAUCAAGACUUCUAUUACAAAAACUUUGAGUGGGCUGUUUUAGAAAAUGCAUUAAAAUGGCGUCAGAUGGAACGGAAGAAGGGGCAAAUUAACUAUGGCCGACCUGAGAUAGCAGUUGACAGUCUGAGGGAACAUGGCAUCCCAGUUCGUGGUCAUUGUGUAUCAUGGGGAGUGGAUGAGAGAAUUCCAGAUUGGAUUCGUCAUAAGACAGGCCCAAUGGUCCGGAAAGAAGUGACUACUCGAAUAAAUGGAGUUGUCGAUAGAUUCAAAGGAAGGCUGGUCCACUGGGACGUUAACAAUGAGGACCUACACGGAUUCUUCUUCGAGCAGAAAACUGGAAACGCAAACUUUAUGACUGAUGUGUUUAGAGAAGUUGAAAAAGUUGACGGGAACGUGAAACUGUUCGUUAAUGAUUUUCAAGUUAUAUCAAGUCAAAGAUUGACGUUUGCUCUUGCAAACCAAGUGAGGCGUCUUAGAGAGGAGGGUGUCGAUGUUCAUGUCGGAGUCCAGGGACAUUUCCGCCAAGGCAAAGUUCCGCCACCAGGAGUGCUGCAAAGACGUCUUGAUACGCUCGCUGAAGUGGGUGCGGAAAUAUGGAUCACUGAGCAUGAUAUAGAAGAGAUAAAUGUUAACACGAGAGCUGACCUGUAUGAACAGACAAUGAAGGUCUUCUACGCCCAUCCUGCUGUAAAGGGUGUUCUUCUUUGGGGCUUCUGGGACCAGGCACAUUGGCGACCUUCGGCCGCACUAGCAGAGGGUCCAAACUGCCAGGCCAACGCCGCUGGUAGAAGAUGGCAAAAAUUGGUCAAGAAUGACUGGAUGACCGAUGAGAAGUUUCCCGUCAUGUCAAAUAGUGAGACCAUAUCACUAAAUGCCUUCCAUGGUAACUAUGACGUCACCGUUAGGUCAAGGGGUACACACAAUGUCCUUCACACACAAUCUUUUGCUGUCAAAGAAGGUUCCACGUUGACCCAAGUAGAUGUCAAUGUAAGCCGGACGGAAGAAGCAGAGAAGAGAUUUUUCGAAAAUUGUCUUAAUUUGGAGAGCUUUAUGGAUCAUGUUAUCCAAUGUCAUGCCCAUUUCGUGAAAAUCCAAAAGGAACUUAAUGUGUUACAAAAUAAUGUUUAGACAAAACGGAAAAUAUGAUCGAGGAUGGGAUGGGGUAUAACCCUUUAAUGGCAGACCAUAUGUGAGGUGAGGUGGCAACAUCAGAAUUCUCCAAAGGACGAGAAAAAUUAAAAUGUAAAUGAAAUGUGCGCCACCUUGUCUGAAAUACAAAGUGGGCCAUGAAAAAUGGGUCACUUCUAAAAAACAAAUAUGAUCACAUAAUCUAUUACGCAUGUGUAAUGUACAAAAUGCGUAAUCAAAUGAGAUUCUGAUAUACUCAUGAAAUAAUACUGGUGUAGUGAUGCGUAAACAUAACUCCGUCCUAUUUUUUCGUAAAAUCCGGAUUUUGAGACUUAAAAAUUGACUGAAUAUAUCAGUGAGUUGUUCCAAAAAUAAUGAAAAUUCAAGAAUCAUCUGCAGAGUCAUUAUUUCUAGAUAUUAGAAUGGGAGUGUGUGUAGUAAAACUUGUAAUAAUUGUUUUGAUAGUAUAGCUAGUUGAAACAUAUGAUACAAUAUAAGCUUAUAAAUACAAAAAUAAGUCAGAAAUAUAAAAAUGUACAUUUUAUCAGAUUUUG